AUGAGCCGGAAGAAAAGCACCAUUUCAAGGCGUUCUGCUCGAAUUGCUGCUUCGACUUGUGAUGUUCAAACUGUUUCUAAGAAUAAAAAGUCGCUUGGUUCUACUGGAAAACGAUCUGAGGUGGUAGUACAUGCUAAGCAAACUAACUGCAGUAGCCAACACAAUCUUGUAUGCAGUCUGAAUAAGCAAUCACAAAAGUGUAGUGGUCGACGCAGUUCCAGAUCCGCAACAAAGAAGCUAAGUCGUCAUCAAAGUUUUAAAAACGAUAUAGAAAAUGAUUCAGAUGACGAAGCAGAAUGGGUUGAAGUGAAUGAAGAAGAGACUACAGAAUUAGAUUUUAUGAAUAAAUUGUUAAAUUUUAAUGAGAAUACUGUAUGUAAUGAGGUUGAAGAGCUAAAAGUUACUCCACUAACUAUAGCUGUUCCUCUUAUAAGUAACUCAAAAAGGCAUUCGAAACAAGAUCCGAAAGUUCUUGAAGCACUUGCAUUAAAACGCAAACUAAAAGAACACUAUACACUGAUGCAUUCAGUUCAUGUCCUGUGCUUUCUUGCUCAUAGUCGUGUAGUGAAUCAAACAUGUGACAGUUGUUUAUGCCAAGCGUUAGGUCUUUCACUUUUGGCUAAGACUAGUGCAGUAUAUAAUCACAAGACAAAAAAAAUUUGCACAACUGUCUCUAUGGGAAUGCAGUCAUCAAAUGAAAGAAAUUCGUCUGAUAGCUAUGAAUGUCAACUUGUUCAUCGUUUGUCAGAGUCUAGAUCAAACGAGGGUGACUGUCUCAUACUUCUCGUUGCAGCUCUUCGCGCACUUGGGUUUGAUGUACGAGUAGUUCUGGGCUUAAGUCCAUUACCCUUAAUACCCGGUAAAACCACUUCCAAGAAUCUGACUUAUAUGACUAAAGAAAUUAAACCUACUCAGCCGAAAAAACCCAACAGAAAAAUCAUCUCUUCAGACGAAGAUGAUAUAUUUAGUGAAGAUUCACAUAAUCAUCCACCUACUGAGAAUUCAAAGCCUCGAAUCUCUUUGUUUGCUGAAGUAUUUCUACCGAAAUUGGACCGUUGGGUGUGUGUUGUCCCUUCAUCUCCUACAGGUGUUGUGGAUGAAGUCAAUUUAAGCAGAGUUUUUUCGGAAUCCGGUGACCUGUCUCCACGUUACGUUUUUGAUUGGUGUGUUUCUGCUCGUACUCAUCGCAUACCUGCAGAAAGGUGGCACAAUUUGCUUGAAAUGCAAAGCAAGUUUUUUGAUCAGGAUGCUGCUGAACACGAUGCCCUAGUACCGAAAUCCGAUACACUUCCCACUGCCCAACGAGAUAAGAAGGAUAAAGAUUCUAUCCACGGAAAACUUUUAUCUCAGUCGUUGCCCAAACGUAUGCAGGACUUCAAAAACCACCCGUUGUACGUCCUUCCGCGUCAUCUACUAAAAUUUCAAGUUAUCUACCCAACUGAUGCAAUUCCUCUGGGAUUCUUUCAUAACGAACCGAUUUACUCCCGUGACUGUGUUCACCUGUGUCAUACUAGAGAAUCAUGGCUGAAAGAAGCUAUGGUUGUUCGUGUGCAUGAAAAGCCUGCAAAAGUAGUCAAAGCUCGAUUGUCAAUGAAACGUAAGCUGUUACAAGCCUCUGAUUCUACACCUCCAACUGUGGAGGUUUUUGGUCCAUGGCAAGUGGAACCAUAUAUACCACCGAUAGCUGAAAAUGGUGUUGUCCCACGUAAUUCACAUGGAAAUGUAGAAUUGUUCAAACCUUGUAUGCUACCUGUAGGCUGUGUUCACCUAUGCCUGUCUGGUAUUCAGUAUGUUGCUAAAAAACUUGGUAUCGAUUGCGCGGAAGCUGUUGUUGGUUGGUCAUUUCAUGCAGGUGGAUGGGCGCAUCCAAAAACUGAGGGUUUUGUUGUCUGUAAAGAAUCUGUACCAGUUUUAAUUGAUGCAUGGCGUGCAGAGAAAAUGAAUGCUGUUAAAGCAGCCAAUGAAGAACGAACUGAACGUGCAUUAAACAAUUGGAAACGAUUAGUUCGUGGACUUUUUAUAUGGCAUAGGGUUAAAGCACAGUUUGCUUUGGCUCCCCUACAUAAUAAACGAGCUACUGUUGAAAAAUAUGAAAAGUGCAAAAAAGAAGAAACUACUACCAUACAUCCUAAUGAAAUAAAUAUUAAUCCAUGUGGUGAACAGAAGGAGGAAUUACUUGAUUCUUCAAUCUCCUUUGAUACUACGGGUAAAACACCUACAACCGAGGGAUGGAUACGUUUGGGUCCAGUAGAUAAAGCACAUUUGUUGCCUAAGAUACCUUUGGAUGUGAAAAGAACCCACCUAAACGUCGUAAUCCAACUAGAAAGAGACGUAAAGCAAUAA
Molecule: messenger RNA, 2343 nt
Organism: Heterobilharzia americana
Lineage: Eukaryota; Metazoa; Platyhelminthes; Trematoda; Strigeidida; Schistosomatidae
Source: the annotation of a GenBank genome assembly